CACACGCUCUCACAAAUAGGAAGAACAAGAAGAAGAUUAAUCAUCUCUUUCGGCAAUGGCUUCCACUGCUCUCUCCAGCGUCACCGUAAGCACCUCCUUCCUCCGCCGCAAGCAGUCACCAAUCAGCCUCAGAUCACUCCCCGUGGCCAACACACAAUCCCUCUUCGGCCUCAAACCCUCGACCUCUCGCGGCGGCCGCGUCACAGCCAUGGCUACCUACAAGGUGAAGUUCAUCACACCAGAUGGAGAGAAGGAAGUGAAGUGCGACGGUGACACAUACGUCCUCGACGCGGGAGAGUCCGGAAUGGAUUUGCCGUACUCAUGCCGUGCGGGAGCUUGCUCGAGCUGCGCAGGUAAAAUAGUGUCUGGCUCCGUUGACCAGUCGGACCAAAGCUUCUUAGACGACGACCAGAUCAGCGAAGGGUUCGUUCUCACGUGCAUCGCUCGUCCAACUUCUGAUGUCGUUAUUGAAACCCAUAAAGAAGACGCCAUGAUUUAAAUUACUCAAAAAGUAUUUCACUUUCUAUCGAAAUCAUCACAUUAGAGAGUAUGUUAGAUGAUGGAUAAUAAGACUCAUGUCAUCCUUUUCGA
This is a messenger RNA of Brassica oleracea var. oleracea, 591 nucleotides long. RefSeq names its product ferredoxin-1, chloroplastic. Lineage: Eukaryota; Viridiplantae; Streptophyta; Magnoliopsida; Brassicales; Brassicaceae. The record is from RefSeq and is a predicted model, not a curated record. Gene Ontology annotation, cellular component: chloroplast. Gene Ontology annotation, molecular function: electron transfer activity; 2 iron, 2 sulfur cluster binding. Gene Ontology annotation, biological process: electron transport chain.